AUGUCUGACCUGCCUCCCGAUCUGCCCGCCCACCAACAGCUCCAGCCGAUCAGCUACGACCCAUCUGGCACGGAAACCCGCAAACGGGCAUCAGUCGAGCCUGCCGACCCCUCUUCAUCAAACUCAAACCCAGUCAUCGACGGCCCAGAGAAGAGGCAGAGGCUGGAUGAGAACCGAAGAGAUUCACUGCCGACGGGCAUGGCCAUCGAUCAACUCCCGCCAUCAGCUCACCAGAGACCUCUCGCGAACUCUGAUCGGUCGCCUCAAGCGGAUCCCAUCGUCUCCAAUGACGCGAUCCAACCCCAGUCCUCACAACAACCCCCUGGCACCGAUCAAGAUCAGUCCUCAGCCAGCAAGGACCAGUCCGGAAAGAGCGCGCCCCCCUUCGAUCAACGAAAACGACAGGAGGAACAGGCCAAGCAGUAUCUGCUCGCCCAAACCCAGGCCAUCAUCAUCCCUUCCUAUGCGGCCUGGUUCGAUCUCACCAAGAUUCACCCCCUGGAGAAGAAGUCUUUGCCGGAAUUUUUCAAUGGACGAAACCGCUCCAAGGUGCCCUCGAUCUACAAGGACUAUCGCGACUUUAUCGUCAACAGCUAUCGUCUCAACCCUUCCGAAUACUUGACGGUGACCGCCUGCAGGCGAAACCUAGCUGGUGAUGUGUGCGCGAUCAUGAGAGUGCAUGCCUUCUUGGAACAGUGGGGGAUCAUUAACUAUCAGGUUGACCUGGAUACCCGUCCGGCUCCAGUCGGCCCACCCUUUACUGGUCAUUUCCGUGUCCUUCUUGACACUCCCAGGGGGUUCAUGCCGCUCCACUCAGGCACCGUUUCGCGUAAAACACCUGCCUCCCUCUCAGCUCCUGCCGCUCCCUCCGUCCCGGCCCCGCCUUCAGCUCCGGGCUCUGCUGCUCCUUCGCAACAGCAAGGCGCGCCUCUCAACAUCGAUUUACGUAAGGACAUCUACGCAAACACCUCAGAAUCCGGGCCACAGGUGAUUCGAUGUGAUGUUUGUGGGACGGACUGUAGUAAGGUUUCUUAUCACCAUACCCGGCUCAGGAACUACGAUAUCUGUCCAAACUGCUACCAGGAAGGACGCUUUGGCAGUCAGAUGAACUCGGCAGAAUUCAUCAAACUUGACCGUCCAAUCGGCAUGCCAGUUGACUCGAAAUGGACCGAUCAAGAGCUCCUCCUCCUCCUCGAAGGACUCGAGAUGCAUUCUGAUGACUGGGAGAAAAUCGCACAACAUGUGGGUGGAACGAAGACGAAGGAAGAAUGUAUCCUCCAAUUCUUACGGAUGCCGAUCGAGGAUGAAUUUUUACGAGGCUCGAACGCCGAGCUCAAUACGAGCUCGAUUCUUGGAUUAGGAAAGAUUCCGUUGAGUGGAGCCGAAAACCCAGUGCUAUCGGUGCUAUCGUUCUUGGUCGGAUUAGUCGAGCCCGAACUGGUGGCAGAGAUGGCGGGGAAGUCGGUAGAUAAGAUCAAACAAGAUCUGCGAUCGCAAGUCUUGGCGAUCCAAGAGGACAGUGCACGUAAAUCGAGCGAAUCACAGAAGAUGGCGGGUGAAGAGACAGGUGUCGGGUCGGAUCUGAGGAUGGAUGUUGGUGAAACGAAAGCCAAUCCGAUUGAAGAAUCGACCCAUCAAAAUCAAUCCAUGGAGAUCGACGAAGCGAGUCCGGCUGAGCAAGCACCCAAACGGACGGCGGUAGACAUUGCGGCAGCAGCGAUAGCAUCGGCAUCAGCCAAAGCUCUCGUCCUAGGAUCGGAGGAUGAGGUGGAGCUGGGCAAGUUGAUGGAGACGGUGACGGAGCAGACGAUCAAGAAGCUCGAGCUGAAGCUUAAACAGUUCGAACGGCUCGAGUCGGCCGUUGAGGUCGAACGUCGGAACCUCGAACAGUGGCGCCAAAACUUGAGCAUCGAACGCCAGGCCGUCGUCAAGGAGAUUGCCGAAUUCAAGAAGAUGAAGGCCGGAGCUGAGAAUAAUUUGGAGGCCGCUCUCGAUCAACGCAACGGUUUGAUGGGCCUUCCGAUCCAAGCUGUACCCGUCCCUCCUAACGAAACUAAUGGGGAACUUGGAUUCGGAGAACCGGGUCAGGGAACUCUAAAUAUGAGAUGA
This is a messenger RNA of Puccinia triticina, 2109 nucleotides long. RefSeq lists its product as uncharacterized. Gene Ontology annotation, cellular component: SWI/SNF complex. Gene Ontology annotation, molecular function: zinc ion binding; histone binding; DNA binding. The transcript is spliced from 2 exons. The coding region runs from base 1 to 2109 and encodes 702 amino acids. The record is from RefSeq and is a predicted model, not a curated record. Lineage: Eukaryota; Fungi; Basidiomycota; Pucciniomycetes; Pucciniales; Pucciniaceae. Gene Ontology annotation, biological process: positive regulation of DNA-templated transcription.